UGUGAGUUUCCAAACCGCUGGGUUCAGGAAAAAAACUGCGAAGGCGCAAAAAAGUACAUAAAUGUAGCUUGAGAGCGAAAAGGUAGGAGAGUUUACGUUUCGUUUCGUACUCUGGUUAACAUUAGAAAUGUCUUUGACUCUAUUGUUUUAGUUAAUAUCUCUGGAAUAGACCUGUUAGUCAACACUACUCACUGCUACCUGGUAACUUGUUUAUUAUGGCGCGUGCAGCAUGAUGACCCUAACAAUGUAACCUGCAUUGCUGAAUUCAAGGAGCAAAAGGGCAGUUCCACUUACUUCAGCAAUAACAUGUCAAACUGCAUUUCCGAUGUCCUCUAGUGGUGGUUCUCCUGGCCGCUUUGGGCGUGCCCGAAAUGCACCUCACUAUAAAGAUGAACCUCUAGGCUCAUUACAGAAGAGUAAUGGCCUUUCUAGUUUGCAACAUCAGAGAUCAUCGGAUUUGGCUCUGAGCUUAGACCCUCUCCCUCCUCCUCCUCUCCCUGACGAGCCUCCGAUUGGGCCGGAGUCCGACCUUGGCGAUAGUGAAAACGGUGAAAAUCCAUCAGUUGACCUCAAACCUGUCCACCGCUUUAUUCCUGACUCCUGGAAGAACUUUUUUAGUGGAAGCAACAGAAGCAGCAAUAGCUCAGCGCCUGUAUCCAGUAAUUUGAACACCACAACAAAGGGCAUUAGAUGCUCUCCACCUCAUUCGCCUUCAGGCUCAGGGUCAUAUCAUGAUAAGUUCGGAGGCUCUGGAGGCAGCUACCAUUCCCACAAAGAGCGUGAAGCUAUGUUAGGAGAGAAUCCAGACUCGAUGGAUGGUCGCACUGCACAUACCACUGCACACACCACUCUGACUUACAGUGAAAGAGUUGAGGAUUACCACCAGCGUUAUGCCUACAUGAAGUCCUGGUCAGGGCUGCUAAGAAUUCUUGGUUGCAUCGAGUUGCUUUUAGGGGCAGCUGUUUUUGCCUGUGUCUGUGCAUACAUUCACAAAGACAAUGAGUGGUACAAUAUGUUUGGUUACUCGCAGCCCCAAAUGUACGGCGGAUAUGGAGGUGCGUAUGGCAUGUAUGGAGACACUUAUUACACAGGGCCCAAGACACCUUUUGUCCUUGUUGUGGCCGGCCUGGCAUGGAUAGUGACCGUGAUCAUACUGGUGAUGGGCUUGACCAUGUACUACCGUGCAAUCCUUUUAGAUUCAAACUGGUGGCCUCUUACAGAAUUUGCGAUCAACCUGGUGCUUGCUAUACUUUACAUGGCUGCUGGUAUUGUGUAUGUAAGGGACACGACGCGAGGCGGACUUUGCUAUUACCCUGUUUUCAACAAUGGCAUUAACGCGGCUUUCUGCCGCGUUGAAGCUGGGCAAACGGCAGCUAUCAUUUUUCUCUUUGUGGCCAUGCUGGUGUACCUGAUAGGAGCCAUUGUGUGCCUGAAACUAUGGAGACACGAAGCCGCACGGCGCUACAAAGAGAAGUACGGCCAUGAGAUGCAGACAGAUUUCCCUGUGACUCAGUCUAUGGUAAGACCGAGGAUCUCUGAGCCUGUCCUAAUCUCCUCUACUGCACCUGUUCAGACAGACGCUUCUGCACCUUCCAAGGCAAAAGUGGUUAAAGGACAUAUACCACCUGGACACAUUCCCAAACCUGUGAUUGUUCCUGACUACUUAUCUAAAUACCCAGCAAUUCACACUGACGAAGAGCGGGACCAGUACAAAGCUGUCUUUAAUGACCAGUACUCUGAGUAUAAAGAGCUGCACACAGAGGUUCAUGCAACACUGAAAAAGUUUGAUGAGUUGGAUAUCAUGAUGCGCAACCUGCCUCGAAACCUGUCCAGUCAGGAGGAAUACGACCGCACAAACCGAAUCCUUCAGGCAUAUCAGCAAAAGAAAAAUGAUCCUUCAUUUCUUGAGAAAAAGGAACGAUGCGAAUACCUCAAAAACAAACUCUCUCACAUCAAGCAUCGCAUUCAAGAAUACGAUAAGGUCAUGACAUGGAAUGAUGCAAUGUCUUUCCAUCCGAAUGGGAGUCCACCUCCCUAUGAGUCCGAACAUGAAUAUGACAUUGUACCACAACCUGCACACUCCUAUUAUGCGGAUGAUGAGAUCCAACACUUCCAUCGGUGGAACUCGCCACCAGGUAUCAUCAAAAUCAUGUCGGUCAUCUGCAUCUUCCUGGCUGUCGGGGUUUUUGCAUGUGUGGCGUCCACUUUAGCCUGGGACACCUCUGGAAGUGUGACAGGAUUUUCAGGCGCCUACGGUGGAGGUGGAGGCGGAGGCUAUGGUGGAGGCUACGGUGGAGGCUACGCUGGAAACUACGGUGGCACUUCCUUCGGUGGAGGUUUUGGGGGUGGACAAUUUGCCUAUGGCAUUUUGGGCUCACAAAACGAUCCGAGACAAGCAAAGGCAUUUAUGAUUACAAUGGCCAUCAUUACCUUUCUAAGUGUGAUGGCCAUCUUUAUCAUGCUCGUCUCCCAUCAGCACUUUGCACAAAGCCGGAAGUUCUUUCUGAUUGUCAUCAUUGUUACAGCCAUCCUGGCUCUGUUCAUGCUUGUGGCCACAAUAGUUUACUUGGUUGCAGUAAACCCCAUGGCACAAGCAUCAGGCUCUGUGCAGUAUUACCAGGUUCAGUCCCUGUGUGCCCAGUACCAGGGUUAUCAGCCUACAGAGCUAAUGGUCAACCAGUACCUGUAUCAUUACUGUGUGGUGGAUCCACAGGAGGCAGUCGCCAUUGUCUUUGGCUUCCUGAUCCUCGCUUGCCUUAUUAUCAUCAUGGUUUUUGCCAUUAAGACCCGCCAGAAGAUUAACGUUUUCGGGAAACAGAAUAUCCUAUGGCACAAGGAGAAACCAGUUGAAGAGCUUAACCCACCUCAAGAUGUAGAGGAUUGGGUAAAUAAUGUUAACGGUGAUGUAGACCUAGUAAAUAGUGAUUUUCCUCAGAAGUUUAGAGGUUCAAUGGAAUACCUGGAUGACAACAGUACAAGCUAUGACAAACCUCCUGUCAGUGAAAGCCUUGUUGGUGUGGAGCACAAUAUUCCAGUUCAGAAUUCAGUUCCUUACUACAGCAGUUCAGAAGUGGGCAGCUCGGCAAGCAGGCCUAAGAAAAAGCGUGCAGGACGCCCCCGUCAUACUGACGGUAAAGACUACGAAACGGACUACGGAUCUUCUGGAGACGAACUUGAUGAUCAUGAUUUCUCCAAUGAAUUCCCCCCCAUUGCUGAUGACCAUGAAAGGGAGAAUUAUAAGCACAUAUUUGACCAAGAUCACCAAGAGUACAAGAGUCUGCAGGCCGAGCUGGAUGAAAUUAACAAGCGGCUUGCCGAGGUCGACCGCGAGCUUGACGAGCAUCAGGAAGGAUCUCCGCAGUACCAGGAGGCCAUGGACGAAUACAAUGCACUGAAGGACAAAAAGCGGAGCGUUGAUUACCGGAGGAAGAAGAAGAAAUGCAAGGACCUGAAGGCGAAGCUGAGCCACAUCAAGCGGAUGGUCAGUGAUUACAACAGUAGAAGGUAAAAGAGACUCUGAAGAAUCAGGCCAGACUCCGUCUGCUGUCUGGCAUCUACACAUGAAGUAUGGGAGACGAUCGCUCUUACUAGAUAGCACGAAAUUCAAGAGGAUUUUCUAUAAGCUUUUUUUUUUUUUUUUUUUUUUUAAACCUGAAUUCUAUGAUAAACUCAGCUGUCUAAUGAUUUUUAGCUCUUCUUUGUUUGUAGUGGUGAAGAAUUUUAAAGAGCCAUGUAUCACCUUUUUUUACCUGGUCACGUAAGCUGUACCAACUUCCUCUGUUAAGUUAUUUAUACAUUAUUCUGUCUGUUUUAUUUUUUUCUUUUUUCCUUUGGGUGAAAAUGGCCACAACGGCUUUGUGUUGUUAUGGGACUGUAAGUGUUGUAACUUCAUAUCAUUACAUGUAAAAUGUUUAUCUGUAAAUAUACAAUUGAUCAGUUUACUGAUUUUACUUUUUUUUUUAGAUAAAUAAACACUCUGUAAACAAAUUGGAUUUUACAGAAUUUUUACAUUGAAAAAAUAAAUGUUUUCUUCAACAUUUUUUGCAGAAA
This is a messenger RNA of Tachysurus vachellii, 4050 nucleotides long. Its product is annotated as MARVEL domain-containing protein 2-like. The transcript has 16 exons. Gene Ontology annotation, cellular component: bicellular tight junction; cytoplasmic vesicle; apical plasma membrane. The coding region runs from base 326 to 3508 and encodes 1060 amino acids. Gene Ontology annotation, biological process: bicellular tight junction assembly. The record is from RefSeq and is a predicted model, not a curated record. NCBI's taxonomy places the organism in Eukaryota, Metazoa, Chordata, Actinopteri, Siluriformes, Bagridae.